AUGAUUUUUAAGAUGACUACCUACCUUGGCGAUAAAUACAAUUCAUCAAUACCUGGAUAUCUGAAAGUGUCUGCGCUAAAUAAUGGCAAUCUUUCUGCAAACAACUCCAAUGAGACAGCAAGCAACCUGGAUCCACCUGCCUUGGAUAUCAGUAGGGCAAUAAUUGUGGGGCUUAUCCUAGGUGCCUUUAUACUCUUUGCUAUUAUAGGUAAUAUCUUGGUAAUUCUCUCUGUGGCUUGCAAUAGACAUUUAAGAAUCCCUACAAACUAUUUCAUAAUUAACCUUGCAAUAGCAGAUUUGUUGCUGAGUUUUACUGUCCUUCCAUUCUCUGCUACACUGGAAAUCCUUGGCUACUGGGUUUUGGGGAGGAUAUUUUGCGAUAUCUGGGCAGCAGUUGAUGUGCUAUGCUGUACAGCUUCUAUUUUAAGUCUGUGUGCAAUUUCUAUAGAUAGAUAUAUAGGGGUACGUUAUUCUCUCCAGUAUCCAACUUUGGUAACAAGAAGAAGGGCAAUUUUAGCUCUCCUAGGUGUCUGGGUCCUUUCCAUGGUGAUUUCUAUUGGGCCUCUUUUGGGCUGGAAAGAACCAGCACCCAAGGACGAUAAAGAGUGCCGUAUCACUGAAGAACCAUUUUAUGCUUUGUUUUCUUCUUUGGGGUCAUUUUACAUUCCUUUAAUCGUCAUCCUCGUGAUGUACUGUCGGGUCUACAUAGUGGCAAAAAGGACUACUAAAAACCUGGAAGCUGGUGUUAUGAAAGAAAUGUCCAACUCCAAAGAGCUGACUUUACGGAUUCAUUACAGGAACAUUCAUGAGGACACAUUAAACAGCACCAAAUCCAAGGGUCACAAUCCCAGGAACUCCUUAGCUUUCAAACUUUUUAAAUUCUCUAGAGAAAAGAAGGCAGCCAAGACGCUGGGAAUUGUGGUUGGCAUGUUUAUCUUGUGCUGGCUACCUUUCUUCAUUGUUCUGCCACUAGGAUCUCUGUUUUCGGCUCUGAAGCCCCCUGAAAUGAUCUUCAAGGUAAUUUUUUGGCUUGGCUACUUUAACAGCUGCUUGAAUCCAAUCAUCUACCCUUGCUCAAGCAAAGAGUUCAAGAGGGCUUUUAUACAGAUCCUAAAAUGCCAGUGCCACCGUCGAAAGCAGUUGGGGUGGUGGGCCUACAGCUACAGAAACUGGAAUCGGUGCUCCUUUGAACACCCUAGGAAGGACUCUCUGGAAGACAGCGGGAGUUUCCUAAGUGGCAGUCAGAGGACAUUAUCUUCAGCAUCUCCCAGCCCUGGCUACCUGAGCAAAAUCACUCACCAACAUAUGGAGAUGUGUACAUUCCAGGAAUGGAAAAACUCCAGCUCUUUCCUGAGUCCCUUACAGGAAGGCAGCAGACAAAAGGACCCAUGCCAGUUCUUUACCUUCAAUAUCUUAACAGAGCGCAAUGGACACGUUCCUGCUGGCAGCCAAGCUUCCAGCAAUGGGGACCACGAGGCCAUCUGUGACACGCUGAAUGGCAAAACCAACUGUAGAGAAAACGACGCUGGAAUGAACAGAUUCUAA
Messenger RNA from Phaethon lepturus (White-tailed tropicbird), 1545 nucleotides. It is a transcript of the gene ADRA1B, whose product is annotated as adrenoceptor alpha 1B. The record is from RefSeq and is a predicted model, not a curated record. Gene Ontology annotation, molecular function: alpha1-adrenergic receptor activity. Gene Ontology annotation, cellular component: membrane. Gene Ontology annotation, biological process: regulation of cardiac muscle contraction; adenylate cyclase-activating adrenergic receptor signaling pathway; positive regulation of cytosolic calcium ion concentration. The transcript is spliced from 2 exons. Lineage: Eukaryota; Metazoa; Chordata; Aves; Phaethontiformes; Phaethontidae. Bases 1 to 1545 code for a protein of 514 amino acids.